AUGCUCCCCUCGCUCGUGUAUGCCCAAAUCGCUGGUAAGCGAGACCGAGCUAAGAGAUCACUUGAACCCCCAUCUCUACUAGAUAAAACAAUGUCUAUAGAAAAGUACCAUUUGCCAACAACUGCUGAUAGUUCCAACGAUUCUAUUGCCUCGAGUGGCUCGCCUCCAGCUCAAAACGGAGAACAUAAUUAUCAACCACAACAUAAGCGCGUUUAUCAAGCCUGUAUCCCAUGUCGGCGCCGCAAGGUGAAGUGCGAUCUAGGCAGUGUCGACAACCCAAGUGAUCCACCUUGUGUCAGAUGCCGUCGGGAGAGCAAGGAAUGCUUUUUUUCUGCGACUAGGAGGAAACGGAAGUAUGAAGAUGGAGCUGAAGAAAGCACCAACCGUCCAGAAUCUUCCGAUGAAUACGCCAUUCGCAAUGGAAGAAGGCCAACAAUAAUAUCUCAUUCUCCCUCGACCCCCGACCAUCUAGCAUCCCUUGGUACUCCUCAGCCCAGAAUAUCAAUUGACUCAGUGAUCGACGUGCAGACUACACCGAGACCUCCCAUGACACCUGGAGGCUCGAUAGGAUGCACACAACCUCUACGCAGACCGGCCCAGAACCGAAGAGACUUGUCUCAAAAUGAAGGAGUCAAGGAUCCGACCACUCAACUCGAAAAUUUAGAAGCCCAGGAAGUCAUGCGCCAGCAAGUCUACGGUCCAUAUGAUGCCCUAGACCUUCUUUACAAGGCUGCUACCGAUAACUCUGGGCAAAGUGGAGAUAGAAAUGAAUAUCAAUUGCCACCAAUUAUUGGAGCUUGUAGGCCUUCAGAACGCCUGCCAUCGCCAUCUUUACCGAACAAUGAUCCCAUUCUCCAAUCACCCUUAACACUCGCCCCUAAAACUCAAAAGGACUCAACUAUAGAUCCAGCUCUAUUUUCCGGUAAACCAACUAGUGCUGAAAGAACCCAUACUCCGGGCUAUAAGGAUGCAAUCAGAGCUUGGGGUCGAUUUAGAUUCGUAAGGGCUGGAUGGUUUACCGCUGCAGAAGCUAUUGAAUAUGUAAACUAUUACUAUGAAUAUUUAUCUCCUUUAACGCCCAUAUCACCGCCAACAUUUCGAGAUCCUGGAACACACUAUACGCUUCUUACAGAGGAGCCUAUCUUAACUGUCACUCUAUUGACUAUUGCCACUAGAUAUCGCCAAAUUUCCGAUCCUGGGGGACAUUGUAGGUCAUAUGCGAUUCAUGAGCAACUGUGGAACUACCUUCGUGGGAUGAUAGAAAGAUGUUUAUGGGGACAAGAAGCUUUUGGCGGUAGAUUUUGUGGAUUAGGACUUGACGCUCAAACAUCGAGUACUGCCCCGGGAAGAGGGUUGCGGAAAGGAAGCUUACGAACUUUGGGCACCAUAGAGAGCCUUAUGAUUCUAACCGAAUGGCAUCCCCGCGCUUUAAAUUUUCCACCAGUUGAUGCGAUAGAUGAGCUAAUGAUUCCUGGCUCUGAUAGCCGGGAGGGAUAUACUGUGGAUGAGGAAACUGGCCCCUAUCAGUCACGCACUGUGCGUGGGAUAGGGGGGAAAAGGAUUGAGAGCUGGCUUGAGCCAGCGUGGCGAAGUGACCGUAUGUGCUGGAUGCUGUUAAGUACUGCCAUGGGUCUCUCCUAUGAACUUGGAGUAUUCGAUAACUUCGAGGAAUUACUUGCCGAAAGUGGAGAGACUACUCGGCCUGAGUACGAAGAAGAGGCGUAUCGGCUACGUGCGACGAGGAUUAAGAGGUUGCUCCUGAUCUGUGUGACGCAGCUGGCUGGGAGACUUGGUUGGACAAAUAUGGUGCCAGAGAAUUUGCGCUCUACUGAUCCAUCUUUUGCCCCCAUGAACCGGAAGUCUACUAAUGGUAGAAGCCCGGAUACGUAUACAAAUAUAUCGGGUGUUUUUAACUAUAUCCCCGACUCAGAGCUAGAUGAUCAAGUCAUUCAUUGCUGGGCUGGGAUUACGAAUGCCAUGCGAAUCGGUAACGAGACGCUAUUUAAGACAAGACAGUACACUACAAAAAUUAUUCAAGAUGGAAGUUACGUGGAGCUGCUCCAGGAGUUCCAACCGAUUCUCCGUGCUUGGAAAAUGGAAUUUGAAUUGUUUCAAUUACCACCGUAUAUUCGCCACAUACUCUCGAUUGAGUAUGAGUAUAUUCGUGUUUAUGUGAACUCGCUUUCACUCCAAGCCGUAGUCGAGCGAUGUACUAACCAUGCCGGACUUCAUGCAAACGUUCAAAGGAACAAUAAUAAUAACAAUGGUAAUGCGGGAGUUUCAGUGCUGUCACCCGAGACGCAAAGCUAUUAUGGGAAGCUUCCUUUGGCACGACUGGGUGGAUUUAGUGCAGCAGACCAGGAUUGUGUGCGGGAAGUCGUUGAUGGAAGUCGCAAUCUCCUGAGAAUUGUUGUUGAGGGUCUUCUUCCAAAUAAUUAUCUCAAACAUGCGCCAGUGAGAACGUAUUUCAGGAUCAUUUGUGGCGCUAUGUUUCUGCUCAAGAGCUUUGCCCUUGGUGCAUCCAAAAAUGAUGUAGAGAUUAGUAUCGGACUAAUGGAUAGGUCAGUAGCCGCUCUCCGUAAUUGCGUCGUCGAUGAUUCCCAUCUUGGUAUCCGCUUUGCCGACCUUCUCGAGACCUUAACAUCUCGCCUACGUUGCCGAUUCAUUAGCGCAUCUACAGUACGAGCCUCUGAUCGGAACCGUAGCUCGGUGCACCAAGAACUUGAUCCGAGGUACAGAAAACCUGAGGCCGAUUCCCCUGGUCAUGAUUGGAUAACUGGUGCUAAUAAGGUGUCUCUUGAAAACAGCGAGAAUAAUCCUGACCUUGGUCUCUCAGCCACACCCUAUGAUUUAAAUCCUCACGACCCUCGCAGUGAAUCGUUGAUUUUUAUCAAUCCUGCAGAUGAUUCUGGAUCCAUGAAUAGUGGCGAUCCGAUGCAUGAUGUGUUCGGAAAAGUAGUUGACUGGGGCGCAGGGACGGAGGUCUGGUAUCUCCCGCCAGGAAUGGCUUUCUAUCAACAAAUAAAUGACCAAGCUGUGGCCCAAAGGGCGGAAGGCGUUAAUGUUGGUGGUAUGGAUCUUUUGGACUUUAUGGCGUUGGAUCCUCCUGGGACGUUUGGAGAUGCCCCGGUAUUUUGA
Molecule: messenger RNA, 3138 nt
Organism: Blumeria graminis f. sp. triticale
Lineage: Eukaryota; Fungi; Ascomycota; Leotiomycetes; Helotiales; Erysiphaceae
Source: the annotation of a GenBank genome assembly